AUGGUAAAUUCUAUACAACAUCCAUGGUUGGUGGCUGGUGACUUUAAUGUAAUAAAAAAUAAGGAGGUAAAACCAGGAGGAUUGCCAGUCAUUGUUAAUGAAACAAAUAAUUUCAAUUACUGUAUUAGCAUGUGUAAUCUGGAGGAAUGUGCUUUCAAAGAAAGUAAAUAUACUUGGUGGAAUGGAAGAAUGGAUGAAGAAUGUAUUUUUAAGAGACUGGAUAGAGUGUCAAUUAAUGACAAAAUGCAGGAGUUGUUUCCAAUCAUGGAACUGGAAAAUCUGAUUGCAACAUUGGAGGAAGUAAUUAAAGUAAGAAGGAAUCAAUUUGAAGAAGAACCAUUAGGAAACAACAGGGCUAAAUUGUCACCAACACAGGCAGAGUUAACAAUCCAAUUGAAAAGAAAGGAAGAUUACUGGAGGCAGAAAACAGAUUUUGAGUGGUUCAAGGAUAGACAAAGGAACACUAAGUUUUUUUAUAUAGUGGUCAAGAGAAGAAGAUCCAGACUAAGAAUUCAAAAUAAAAAGGGGAAUUGGAUGGAAAUACAGGAAGAUAUAGCUGAGGCAGCAGAAUCAUUCUUUUAG
Molecule: messenger RNA, 582 nt
Organism: Capsicum annuum
Lineage: Eukaryota; Viridiplantae; Streptophyta; Magnoliopsida; Solanales; Solanaceae
Exons: 2
Coding region: 1-582 (193 amino acids)
Source: RefSeq, a predicted model, not a curated record